Molecule: messenger RNA, 6728 nt
Organism: Oreochromis niloticus (Nile tilapia)
Lineage: Eukaryota; Metazoa; Chordata; Actinopteri; Cichliformes; Cichlidae
Product: protein NLRC3
Exons: 9
Coding region: 3154-6168 (1004 amino acids)
Biological process (GO): regulation of apoptotic process
Molecular function (GO): protein binding
Source: RefSeq, a predicted model, not a curated record
GCCUCGCCUCUGUCAGUGAGUCCCAGCGUGGCUGUGGCUACAAUGGUGGAUGACUGAACGUGUAAAGUGCUUUGGGGUCCUUAGGGACUAUGUAAAGCGCCUUACAAAUACAAGCCAUUUAUUUUUGAGAUAAUGUUAUGUAAAUAUUAUAUACAAUACUAUGGCCAUUAGAGCCAUUUGAGAGGUGCAUAAGCCUCUUUUCAGGACAAAGUCAUCUAUAUGCCUUUGCUUACUAGUAAAAUACUAGCAAAACAGAAUGUGACUGCCCACCCUAUAUACUCACUGCUCCUCUCUUGUUUUCAUCAGCAGCUUUUGUGGGUCAUCAGGGAAGUGGCUGCACCUGAGAGGUGGGAGAGACCAAAGCCAUAAGGCCCGCUCUUUGUCCCCUCUUUAGGCAGCAUCUACUUCUUCGCCAUUGUGCUGGGUUUUUAAGGAUGUCUUUUGUCUCUUGUGGCCAUAGUCAACACCUUGCAUAUAUACCUGACGCUUUCACACUUUACUGCAUGUUCAGUUAAAUAACCUGGAGGUGAGGUAGGAUAGAUUCCCAGAACACCGCCCUUGGUAACAGCCCAUGUCACCCAUAUCAUAAACCGCCACUGCGUGUCCCACAGGCUGUCUUGCAGGAUGAUUGGGGAAAAAUGGUCACCACCAGGCCACCGACUAUUGAUUUUAAAGGUUAUAUAAAGCACACUGUAUUGCAUGUUCAUUUAAUUUAACUGGACAAUGGAAUUAAGCUGUGUGUGAACUCAUUUGUUUGUUGCCAGCUUGAGCCAAACUGGGAACAAGACAGAAUUAGAAAAGUGUUAUUAAUCAGAAAUGCAUUACAUAUUUAUGUAGCUGAUAAUUCUUGUCCUUUCAUUUACAAGAAUUUAAUAUAGUUUUUAGUAUUUGGAUAAGUUUUAGUGGAUUCAUUUGAAAAGUUGAGAUUAAAUGACAUGCCACCAGAAUCCAAACAACCAGUUGGUGGCUGUUAGCAUGUGGCUAACUGUAAACGCGAUGACAGCUGCCAAUGAAGUUAAAUUUUGGUGAAUACUUGCAGUACAACACUGAUAGCACCUUUGGUACAUCUCUUUAGUAAGAAUUAAAACAAACAAACAAACCCCCCCCCCCCAAAAAAACCUGAGAUGAUGUGUCGUCCUACAGCUUGUUUAAGGAGAGCUCAAUCACGUGUUUGCCCUCUUUCUUUCUUGCUUGCUUUGGUGCACUGGGGAGGUGUGGGAUACAUACUGCAUGAAGUUCCUGAAGUCAAAGUAGGAUGAAACGUGGAGCAGUUGGGGAGCUGAUCCAUCUGUAACACUCUACAAGUGACUGCCAUCGUUAGUAGUAGUGAUGUUUAUCCGCGGCUGGUGAACGGUACAUUUGUACUUUACUGUCACCAGCUGGUAUUCACUGUCUCACAAAGUUGAAUAUUUAUAGCCUUCAAAAAUAAGAAUCUUCCGUUGAUUAAAUUAGUUUCAGGUGCUAACAAAGGGUCAACGUAUAUUAAAUGCAUUUUUUCACCUUUCUGAAAUUUUGAGUGGCUUUUUUCUGCCUCAUAUCUCGAAAUGAUGCAUUCUGUUCGCCUGUUGGAUAGACUGUAACAUCCUUCAUAUAUUCAUGUCUGUAAUUUAAAUUUUGUGAGGCUUUCAUGUUUUUUCCUCUUAUGAUUUUUGGACUAAUUUGAGGUUCAUUAUGUUUAUGAAUUUUGUAAUGCAAACCUUUGUGGCUCCUCAGUGCAGUUGUACCUGCCAUUUUAAUGUCCUUAUGUAUCAAAAAGCCAGUACAAAAUACGGUCUCAUCUCUGUGAUCCACUGCAUAAAAUCGCUGGCCCCUUCCUGAUUUGCUCUUUUCUUUUCUUUGUAUGUUCUUUACAUCAUCUCAUCAAACAAAUUUAAAUAUCAAACAAAGAUAGCGCAAGUAAACACAGCAUGGAGUUUCUAACUGAAGGUGUUUAUUAUCAAGUGGCCUAGUCAAUCAACCCCUGACUGGAAUCUUGAAAACCCUCCAAUGUGGCUGAAUCUGAUCUGCAAAGAUGAGUGGUCCAAAAUUCCUACGCAGCGCUGCAAAAGACUCUUUGCCAAUUAUCACAAGUGCUUGAAUGCAGUUGUUGCUGUUAAGGGUGGCCCAAUCAGUUAUUAGAUUAAAACAAACAAACAAUGUAUUUCACACAGUGUCGUAGGCUUGGAUUUUUUGCCCCCCCCCCGUUAAUAUUAAACGCCUUCAUGUAGAACCUAUGUUUUGUGUUUAGUUGUGUUAUCACUGUCUGAUUUUUCUCUCCCCCUGUUAGGCAAACGUUAAUUACAUUAGAAAAAAAAAUAUAUGAAUGCUUCUUAUUUCCAUAAAAACGGCCUUGGCUUCUGGUUCUGGCCCUUCAAAAUAAAAGCCCACUGGCUGCUUUGACUGUUUUAUUUUAUCCAAAUCUAGAGUCAACUGUGGUAUCUAUCAGCAUCUAUGCCCUGUGCUCCACUCCAACGUGUUUGCUUAUAGUGAGUGGCGUGAGAGGGCAGAAUAUCGUUGACGAUGGGUGGUUUCCUCCCCCCUCCCACCUGUUCUACCUCCUGAGCAGCUCACGCGCGUUUUCAGUCUUGCUGUCAUAGUCCGUGGUCCUGGGUCUGUGGAAUGCGUGCUGCUUGGGUAGCCACACCCCCGGACAGGGCCAUCACCGACACACCUGCUCUCCAUCGCGGUGAUUACCUGCAGAGCUUCUUUACCCGGCGCUGACGGAUGCUCCACGCCAGUCCGUAAUCACCUCACAGUGGUUUCAAUCCGGCGUUCGGCGUCUGCCACCUGCCUGUCCUCCUGCUCUACUGGCUCACUCAGUGCAUCAUCUGGCCCUUUCACCAUCUCCACGGACUCCCUGCUCACGGGCUGCCGCACCUCCCUUCCGAGCUCCCACGGUCUCGCUCUAUCCCUCCCGCGGUCCCGAUUCCGGCUUCCUUGUGUCAUUGUUUCCCCGGGUUAUUAGUUCCUCGUUUUGCUCUCUAGUUUCCCCGGGUCGCCUUUCGUUAGUAUAAUAAAGUGUCUUUUCUGCUACCGCUGGGUCUGCGCCUGGAUCCUUUUUGUGCACGCGCGCUGUGGCGCCUGACAGUUUCAGAUGUGGAGCGCAGUCUUCUUUCUCUUCUUCACUGUAUAAAUCAACAAGCAAAGCUGGAGAAGGCUUUAAAGCAGCAGCUCAUGGAUUCACCAAACCAAGCGGCUCGCUCUGCAGAGAAGGAGCUUGCCAGAAUGCGAACACAGUUUGUGGAGAGGGUGACAGCAGAAAAUCUCACACAGCUACUUGAAGCCCUUGUAACAGACAAUGUCUUGAAUGAGUUGGAGAAAGAAAGGAUACAGGAAAUGAACCAAACUAGAGCAGACAAGGCACGCGACAUCAUUGACACCGUGAAGAAAAAGGGAGAAAAAGCCUGCAGGAUAAUGAUCAGUCACCUUCGAACCAUUGAUCCUACAGUUUCCUGUCAGCUAGGUUUGUCCUCUGGGCCAUCUGUUCGGUUAGCAGCACUUGAGAAGUGUCAGCUCAAAUUCAAAUCUACUCUGAAGAAGAAGUUCCAGUGUGUGUUUGAGGGAAUUCCUAAAGCAGGAAAUCCAACCCUUCUGAAUCAGAUCUACACAGAGCUCUACAUCACAGAGGGAGAGACUACAGAGGUCAAUCAUGAACAUGAGGUCAGACAGAUUGAAACAGCAACCAGGAAAUGGCACAGAUCAAAAAUAACAAUCAGACAAGAAGACAUCUUUAAAGGGCCACCUGGAAGAGAUGAACCGAUCAGGACAGUGUUGACAAUGGGAGUGGCUGGAAUUGGGAAAACAGUGUUAACACAGAAGUUUACUCUGGAUUGGGCUGAAUGCAAAACCAAUCAGGACAUUCAGUUCAUAUUUCCAUUCACUUUCAGGCAGCUGAAUGUGCUGAAGGAGAAAAAGUUCAGCUUGGUGGAACUUAUUCAUCUCUUCUUUACUGAAACCAAAGAAGCAGGAAUCUGCAGGUUUGAAGACUUCCAGGUUGUGUUCAUCUUUGAUGGUCUGGAUGAGUGUCGACCUCCUCUAGAUUUCCACAAAACUAAAAUCCUAACUGACCCUCGAAAGUCCACGUCCGUGGAUGCGAUACUGAUAAACCUCAUCAGAGGGCAUCUGCUUCCCACUUCUCGCCUCUGGAUAACCACACGACCUGCAGCAGCCAAUCAGAUGCCUGCUGAGUGUGUUGACAUGGUGACAGAGGUCAGAGGAUUUACUGACCCACAUAAGGAUGAGUACUUCAGAAAGCGAUACAAGGAUAAGAAAAAAGCCAAUAGGGUAAUCUCCCACAUCAAGACAUCACGAAGCCUCCACAUCAUGUGCCACAUCCCAGUCUUCUGCUGGAUCACUGCUACAGUUCUAGAGAAUAUGCUAGAAACCAGAAAGAGGCGAGAGUUGCCUAAGACUCUGACUGAAAUGUACAUCCACUUCCUGGUGAUUCAGGUCAAAGUGAAGAAGGUCAAGUAUGAUGGAGGAGCUGAGACAGAUCAACACUGGAGUCCAGAGAGCAGGGAGAUGAUUGAGUCUCUGGGAAAACUGGCUUUUGAUCAGCUGCAGAAAGGAAACCUGAUCUUCUAUGAAUCAGACCUGACAGAGUGUUGCAUCGAUAUCAGAGCAGCCUCAGUGUACUCAGGAGUGUUCACACAGAUCUUUAAAGAGGAGAGAGGACUGUACCAGGACAAGGUGUUCUGCUUUGUUCACCUGAGUGUUCAGGAGUUUCUGGCUGCUCUUCAUGUCCAUCUGACUUUCAUCAACUCUGGAGUCAAUCUGCUGGAAGAACAACAAACUGGGGCACACUUCUACCAGAGUGCUGUGGACAAGGCCUUACAGAGUGCAAAUGGACACCUGGACUUGUUCCUUCGCUUCCUCCUGGGUAUUUCACUACAUUCCAAUCAGACUCUCCUACAAGGCCCGCUGACACAAAGAAAACGUAGCUCACAAACCAAUCAGGAAGUAGUGCAGUACAUCAAGCAGAAGAUUGGGGAGAAUCCUGGUCAGGAGAGAAUCUCUAAUCUCUUUCACUGUUUGAAUGAACUGAAUGAUCGUUCUCUUAUGAAGGAAAUUCAACAGUCCCUGAGAUCAGGAAGUCUCUCCACAGAUAAAUUUUCCUCUGCCCAGUGGUCAGCUCUGGUCUUCACUUUAUUGUCAUCAGAAAAACAUCUGGAUAAGUUUGACUUAAAGAAAUACUCUGCUUCAGGAGAAGGCCUUUUAAGUCUGUUGCCUGUGGUCAAAGCCUCCAAUUACGCUCUACUAUGCGCCUGUAAUGUCUCAGAGAGAAGCUGUAGAGCUCUGUCUUCAGUUCUCAGCUCCCAAUCCUCUAGUUUGAGAGAACUGGACCUGAGUAACAACAACCUGAAGGAUUCAGGUGCGAAGAUCCUGUCUUCUGGAUUAAAGAGUCUGCACUGCAAACUCAACACUCUUAGACUGUCAGGCUGUGUGAUCAGAGAGGAAGGCUGUAUUUCUCUAGCCUUAGCUAUUAGCGCCAAUCCUUCUCAUCUGAGAGAGCUGGACCUGAGCUACAACCAUCCAGGAGAGGGAGGAGUGAAGCAGCUGAAGCAGCUGAGAUGGGAAACUCUCAGGGUCAUUCUGGAGCCUGCUGGAGAACAAUGGUUGAGACCAGAUCUGAGGAAGUAUUCCUGUCAACUCACAAUCGACACAAACACAGUAAAUAGAGAACUUAAACUCUCUGACAACAACAGGAAGGUGACACAUGUGAAGAAGAUUCAGUCAUAUCCUGAUCAUCCAGACAGAUUUGAUGACUGUCCUCAGCUGCUCUGCACAGAUCAUCUGACUGGCCGCUGUUACUGGGAGGUCGAGUGGAGAGGAGACAUUGAAAUAUCUGUGAGUUACAGAGGAAUCAGAAGGAAAGGACACAUAACAGACUGUGGGUUUGGAUCAAAUGAUCAAUCUUGGAGUCUGAGGUGCUCUGACAAAGGUUACUCUGUGUGGCACAGUAAGCGGCACACUCGCAUCUCCUCUUCUUCCUCCUCCUCCUCUGUCUCUAACAGAGUAGCAGUGUAUGUGGACUGUCCUGCUGGCACUCUGUCCUUCUACAGAGUCUCUGACAUUUUGAUCCACCUCCACACCUUCAACACCACAUUUACUGAACCGCUUUAUCCUGGAUUUAGGUUAAGGUCCAACCCUGAUUCCUCUGUUUCUCUCCCCCUGUUAGGCAAAAUUUAGACUGUUAAAAAACCCAAAGAUGCUCCAGUUAUUCCAAGAUCAACAUAUUGCUUCUCUGUUUUUUUCCACUUAAAGCUUUACAGUCAACAUCAGUAUGUUGUGUUUCUCUGAGUUAAGCUGAUAUGAUUCAGUUUUUGUGAACAGACACAAAAACUGCUUAACUUUGUAUCAACUGCAGCCCUGCACCAGCAGUGCAUCGAAAGCAUGGAUGCAGCAGCCCCUAUUGAAAAAGUCAGACAUUGCAGCACCUCCUGCCAAAAUUCCAUCAAAAUUUCCGGCUGUUUGUCUUAGUUAAAGUAGUUAUUUUGUAAUUCGUGAUUGAUCAGUAAUUAUACUAAAUAAUAAUGAUUUUUUGUCUUUAAAUAAUACCAAGGAUCAUGUUCAAAUGAUAUUACUUGCUAAUAAAGAAGGGUUUCCAAAUAUCAUUAAGCUGUAAUUUCACACAAACACCUUUUGCUGCCAAAUCUGACUGUGGUUUGGAAAUUGUGUUCCUGAGCCUGGUGAAAUACUCCAUUUAUUUUAAUAUGUUUCAAUAAAAUAGAUCAGCCUGUAUGCCUAAA